AAGCAGGAAGUAGCAGCAGCAACAACAACAGCAGAAGCAGCAGAGACAGUAGAUCAUCUUUAAUCGACCCCGUCGGGAAGUGGGAGAACAACUCCGCGAAACACUCCGUAAGAGAAGGAGAAGCACAUGCGGGAGCUCUGAGGUCACUGCAGCCAUAAUGAGUCGUAGUCGGAACCCUCCACAAAAAGGCCAAGGAGCCGCCCGGGCUAAACAGAUGGGAUUGCUCCUCGACCUGUCCCCAGAUGGUGGGCUGGAUGACUCUGGGGGAAAUGAGGAGGAGUUAGAGGCAGAGCUUCUAGCUUUGAUAGGCGGGGGAGGCGGAGGGGGUCCUCCUGGAAAGAAAGGAGGUGGCAAAGCUCCGGUGCCCAUGGACGACAUAGAGCGCAUGGCUGCUCUGUGUAUGAAGGACCUGGAUGAGGACGGAGAUGAAGACGGCGACCUGGAGAAUGACUCUGAUCUGCUGGCCGAGCUGAAUGAAGUAUUGGAGGAUGAUGAAGGGGAAGUCAUCACUAAACCAGUGCCUCCUCCCACCUCUGCUCAACGCUCUAAUGUACCACCCAAAUCCACCCCCACUACCCCAAGUGGUCCGGCUGGGUUGGAGUCCCGCCUGCAGGAGCGCUUUGAAAUGUACCAGACAGCCAUUAAUAAUGCCAAAGCGGCAGGGGAGACCAGCAAAGUUCGUAGAUAUGAUCGAGGACUCAAGACACUGCAGUCGAUGCUGACUUCUGUGAAAAAGGGAAAGCCCAUCAAUGAGGAGGAAAUCCCACCCCCUGUUGCCAUUGGUGGCAAGCCCACACCUGGGUCACAGACAGAACCAGUUAGAGAGCAAGAACAGCCAGCACCAGAAUACACACCACCGCUGCCAACCAAUCAGAAGCCACAGCAGGAAUCAAGACCAGUAGCCCCGCCCAAACCUCAGCUCCUACAGCCGCCCAAUCAGAAACCAAUGGCUAGAACUCCAGAUACGCCAGCUAUAUCACCUUUAACCCCCAGCCAACCAAACGCCCAGUAUUCAGAGCUGAAGGCGAGUGUACUGAGCAGACAGAGAGAGUAUAAACUGGCCGCUAUUCAGGCCAAACAGAGUGGAGACACAGAACUGGCCAAACAACACUACCUCAUCGCCAAGAGACUGGACUCUCUGGUGGAAGCAGUUGACAGAGGAGAGCCGAUAGACGCCGCCUCAUUGCCUCCCCCUCCUGGAGAUGUCGUAGUUCAGAGAUGUCCUCCUCCUCCACCUCUUCUGGUGUCAUCCACUAAACAAGCCGCUGCUCCUCCACCCUCUGAUUCUCCAGCUGCUAAUACCCCUCUUCCUGCUCCCCGUAACCUUGGCGAGGCCCUGCAGCAGCGCAUGGACAUAUACAAGAAUGCAUCCGAGACAGCCAAGAGCAAAGGAGAUGACCGCAAAGCACGCAUGCACCAGCGCAUCGUCAAGCAAUACCAAGAUGCCAUCAGGGCUCACAAGGCCGGACGCCCUGUCAGUCUGGCAGAGCUCCCUGUUCCACCAGGCUGUCCUCCUCUGCAAGGCUCCGAAAGCGGCGAACAAAACUUCAUGGGCGUCCUGGAAACAGCUGCCAAACUGGCCAAACAGGAUGCAGAGGAUGAGGACGAAGAUGAGGGAGUGGCGAAGUCGGCUGCCCAUCCAGCUGUUCAGAAAGCUCGAGCUCCAGCCCCCCCACAGUCUUCCUCACCUGCAGUGACCCCUACAGCCUCAACUGGCGCUCCUAAACUGGGACCCAAAGCCCAGCAGCAGCUGGACUUCCUGCAGAACCGGCGGCAGCAGUUUGUAAAGGCGGCUCUGCGCUCCAAACAGAUGAAGGACGUUCAGGGAGCUGCUCAGCAUCUCCGCAACGCAAAGGGCCUGGACCAGAUGAUCACUGCCGCAAAAGCAGGCCUGCCUGUGGACAUCAGCAAGGUGCCCGCUGCCCCGGUCAGUGAGGAGGACUACGUGCUCUCUCGCUCCUCUCCUCUUUCUCCUCGCUCAAUCCAGCAGUACACUCAGCUCAUGGAUCUCCUCAAACAGCAGCACGAGAAAUGUCUGAGCUUCUCUCAGCAGUUCACUCAUAUGGGAAACGUGGCUGAGACUGCAAGGUUUGAGAAGCUGGCAGAAGAGUGUAUGAGGAAUAUUGAGACGCUGAAGAAAGCCCACGCUAAAGGCCUUCCUGUACCGAGCUACCACACAGAGGAGCGCACCUUCAGCACAGUCAAGAUCUUCCCCAACCUGACUGCUAACGACAUGGUGCUGACAGUCGUCAAAGGAAUCAAUCUGCCAACGCCUCCAGGAGUCUCAGCUAAUGAUUUAGAUGCCAGCGUCCGCUUUGAGUUUCCCUUCCCCAGUGCGGAAGAAGCUCAGAGAGACAAAACCAGCACUGUGAAAAACACCAACUGCCCAGAGUUUAAGGAGCAGUUUCAGCUGAACAUUAACAGAACUCAUCGAGGUUUUAAGAGAGUGGUGCAGACCAAAGGAAUCAAGUUUGAGGUCAUACAUAAAGGUGGUCUGUUUAAGACGGAUAAAGUGGUGGGAAAUGCUCAGCUGAAACUGGAAGCGCUGGAGAAUCAGUGUGAGGUCAGAGAGAUUAUAGAGGUGCUGGAUGGGCGGAAGGCAACAGGCGGUAAGCUGGAAGUUCGCGUGAGGAUUCGGGAGCCGUUGGGCGGAGUUCAGCUCCAGUCACUGACGGAGAAAUGGAUCGUCCUUGACCCCCUCACCAUCACACCAGACAAAGAGAGACACAGAGAGAGAGACCGAGAGAGAAAUAGGGCUCCUUCACCUAAAUCUAAACCCCGAAAUGAUCACGGAAAGAGCAGCCAACCCAGUCACUCCCCUCCUCAGUACAGACUCCACAGCUUCAGCCUCCUCAACUACGACAAAGAGAGAUUUCAGAGAAAGAUUGCAGAAUAUAAUAAAAAUAGACGUGAACCACCACCAGAUCUGGUAAACCAGUAUAAGGAGGUCUGUCACAGGCUUCACUGGCAGAAAUCCUACCUGGAGAGAGGAUCAUCAGCAGCGCUCGCAGAGUAUGACAGUGUGUUGAAGAAGUUUGCUAAUGGCCUCAGGGACUCCGUGAAGAAGUUUUCUGAUGAAGGCAACAGAGAUGCAGCCAAAGAUGCUCUGGGCAGGCUCAAAAUGGUAGAGGCUGAGAUGGAAUCUCUCCGAAAAAGACGUGCUGUGUGAGCGUUUAUGGGAGAUGAAAUUGCACUGUAGGCUCAAAAACUGUUCUCUCACACACACAUACACAGUCAGAAACAAAACAAAUGGUGCAGCCUCAGCUGCCUUCAUCUGCGGAUCAUAUUCAUGAGCUUCAUUACGGUCAUUAUGGUCAGAAAUGGUAUUGCAUCAUAAUGGAUGGUUCGCCUGUAAUGUCAUAAUGGGUUUCAUCACUGUCAUCAGAAAACCCUGUAAGUCAUUAAUCAUUAUGCUCAGAAAUAUCAUUACGGCAUUAUGGAUAGUUCCCCUGUGAUGUCAUAAUGGAUGACUCCCCUGUGAUGUCAUAAUGGAUUAAUAUCCUGUGAUAUAAUGGAUAGCUCCCUGGUGAUGUCAUAAUAAUUGAUUUCCUUACAAUGUCAUAAUGGAUGAUUCUCCUUGUGAUAUCAUAAUGGAUUUCAUCACUGAAUUAAGAACAUUUAAUUUUUAUUUUACUUUAUUUUUUUUAACUAUGUUUAUACCAUUUUGAAAACACCGGCUUCCCUAUUUAGUGCAUGAAGAUUUUAUGACGAAUGGGCUGAUAGAAAAUUGGAAAAGUGAACGUUUCAAAUGUUUUAUAUUUCAUUACAUUAAAAGGUGUUUACUCUCCUGUGAAGUGACCACUGCAGAGAGAAGAGUUUCUUAUGACCGUGACAGAAUGAUUGUAUGAUCCUAGAUCAGCUGUUGAUCUCUGAGAGGUUUCAUACACACAGGCACUAUUUAUGAGACGCGAUACUCCUGAGGUCAUGUAUGAAUGUAUGAGCAAACUUACUAAACACUACAGUGCUGCAGAAAACACUCCAUUAGUGCUGCUUCUCUCUCGCUCGCUCUCGCUCUCUCUCUCUCUCUCUCUCUCUCUCUCGCGCGCGCUCUCGCUCUCUCUCGCGCUCGCUCUUUCUCUCUCUCGCUCGCUCUCUCUCUCUCUGUCUCUCUCUUUUUCUCGCUCUCUCUCUCUCUCGCUCUCUCUGUCUCCAUCUCCAUCCCGAGUGCCAAAUGUAAUCAUAUCGCCACUGAACAAAACCUCGUAUUUCAGUUUUUGACAAUGUCUUUUACAUUGUGUGUAAAUUUCAUGAUGAAUGGACUAAAAGAAACGGCCCAAAAUGGCUUGGGAAAAAAUUCUGGUUCCAUUGAUUUAAAAGUAGAGUAUGUUUUUUUUCCUUCUCCUGUAAAGUUACCAUUUUGGAGAUACGAGAUUUUGUCCCGACAGCAGCGAUAUGCUUGUGUGUAUGAGUUAGAUGUCUGCACAGACAUGAAAUCGAAGCCUGACCCCGACCCGAAUCUGGGACUUUAAGACUCAAAACCAGCAACCUACGCUUGUCUCGUGUCUCCUGAGUUUCUAAAUGUAAGGCUGAUGUUGGUAAAGUAGCGGAAAAUCUGAAAAAGUAACUUUUCUUUGAGGACUAUUUUGCCUCUUUGACAUAAAAAAAAAAAUUUUAGGUAAAAAAAAAAAAAUCUCAAAACUCGUAAAACGAAGUCUCGGACGUCUAUUCUACCCCACUGAGAGCCAUUCUCACUUGGCAGGUUCCUCUAGAAUUUCACAACAGACCACUCUGAAUGACUUUGUUUACAUCGAAACCUUCUAAUUAUGCAGAAACAUUAAAAAUAGAAGACAUCCUUAACAAAGAAGGGAAAGAUCUGCUCUGAUCCACUGUCAUCCACUAUGAUCCUUCCACCACCCCAACACAACCCCCUCAUCAAUCAUAGUGACGGAGGCCAAUAUACUUCAUCCACAGUUUCUACCCGUGGCUCGUUCAUCCUCUUCUCAAACUCCAGGGCUGCCCCGAACGCAGAUUUAGAUUAUGAUAUUAUGUAGAAAUUCAUGUAGACACAAUCUCUAAAGUAAAACGCAAAUCCAGAUCAUAAAAUAAGAUUAUACAACAAACCCAAGCCUGAUGUUGGACAUACAAUAUCUCAGUAUUUCGGGUUGGGUAGCAGGCUUCGUGUGUGUGUGUGUGUGUGUGUGUGUGUGUGUGUGUGUGUGUGCGCGCUGUAAAUCCUCCGAGAGACUCGUUUGAAUGAUAGCAAUUUAAGUGUAAUCUGGCCUCUGCAGUAGUCUCACUCACUGCAGCUUAAUCCAACCUCGAACGCCCGGACUGCUGUGAUAGGCGUCUAAUGCCAACACCCUGGGGUGAAAUUAAAGAGGCUGUGCAUGUGUUUUGAGGGGGCAAGUAACGGGGGGGAGGGGGAUCAAGUCCCUUAAUAAUCAGGGAUUAACCCCCCCCCCCCCCCACCGUCUGGUUGCCCGGGUGACCUUUGGUUGACAGGGGUGUUGUAGGGGUCUGUGGAGGGAGAGAACAGGGGGCUUCAAGACGGUAGAAGAACAGAUGGGUAGAAUCUGAAAGAGAGCGUAAACUCUUUGUUUGAUAUGCCGAGCGAGAGAGGUAGAGAGUGAGUGAGUGAGUGAGAGAGAGAGAGAGAGAGUUUGCGUAUUCAUUGUGUACUUUGCUCUUACUGACAAUAACAGUCCAGCAGCAGCACUUUUAACCCUUUACACUGCAGGAUUAUUGUGCAGUUGUUUAUUAUAAGGCUUAUUGUUCAGUAACGGCUAUAAAUGCUGUCCAGGCUCCGCCCACAAACACGCUCUUUGGAAGCUGUUAAGUUGAGCAAGCUUUACAGAAAUCCCAUUCAGCACAGUAAGAAACCGUAGCACAUGGUCAGCCGUCUGCACGGGCAAAUUCCAUGUUUUUGGUGAUGCUGUGCAAAUGAGUUACCACAUCAUCUUCUGUGAACACACUUCUGCACAUUUUAAGGCACAGUUAAUGUUUGUUUGCUGAAUUUAACACAUUGGGGGGAAAGAUUUUGACAAAAUCCUGUGGCCUGUGCAAACGUUAUGGCACUUUUUGAUGCUUAUGUUUCUCCCGUGUGUUAAACUCUGCAUAUAAAUAGAAAUUGUGCUCUAAAGUUUGCAGGAAAAUGACAUGUUUACAUGUGUUCGCCGAAGAGCACGUGUUGCCUUGUUUUAACUUAGAAAAUCAACCAAAUUUGUCGUUUGACAGCGACUUUGCACACGACUGUAUCGUAGAAAACAAUUUCCUCACCUUUCUGACAAAAAGAAUUUGAUGUAGUAUGUAAGCAUUUUAAUAGGUUGACGACGCACCAGUCCACACAAUGCAUAUAUGGAAACAAGACUGGGAAGACAACCUGUUUUGAUUAGACUGUUUUUAUGAUGUCACAAAAAAAAACAUCGCAUUUACAUGUACCUACCUAUUCAGCCUACGGCAGGUUAGCCCCACCCAUUCACACUGAAGUUGUAAGGAGCGUUCACUCGUUCCUUUAAAAAAAGCUGCAUAAAUAAUCGAUUGAGGCCGAUGUUCAUAUGUUAAAAAUGGUCUGGAACCUGACCAGAAUCGUCAGUCCGACCUGCAUUUAAAGUGUCUUAUAAUUUCAGGUUAUUUUAAUUUUGUUUGCCUGUAAAAAGUCACAUUGUUAGCUCUGAUCUAACCUCAUGCUGGAAAUGGCGUGUUUUGUGGUGUAUUUGAGCUAACAUCAGUACAGUGACCAACCUUUUCCAACCUGGCUGGAUAGCUGAUGAGAUGAUUCGCCAAAGCAACACAGGCUAGCUUGGUGGCAGUUGUAGUGGUUGGUUAGUGUAGUGGGUAACACCUCUGCCUUCUAGGCUGUGGACUGGGGUUCAAUCCCUCACCUGGACAGGCGCCCUACACUACACCAAUAAGAGUCCUUGGGCAAGACUCCUAACACCACCUUCGCCUACCUGUGUGAGAAAUGAUCCAAUUGUAAGUCGAUCUGGAGAAGAGCGUCAGCCAAAUGCCGUAAAUGUAGCGUAGCAUUUUAAACUUGACACUCAGUGUUGUGUAGCGAUUCGGCUGAGCUACAGUUUUUAAUUAGGUUCAACUUUCUGUAAAGUGUCCAACAACAGUGGCUACUGAAGAGCACAUCUGAGGGUGAAGCGUAGACAGUUGAGUUACUCCGUAACUACUGGCAUGUGUGUUUUGUGCGUCUGAGCGUGAGGAAUCGAAGGUUCUUAUCACAAAUGGGCUCUUAUUGUUUAGGGGCUAACUGUGUCAUUAGCAAAGCCCUCUAAGCUGGGCUAAUUAAACUCUGCAGAGAGAAUUAGCAUGAAAUUAAAGCCAUAGUAGAUCUUAGCAUGGCACUGUUUGGAACCUAGUUCCUAACCUAGUCCACAAAGGAGAGCUCAGCCAUACAUGCUAAUGUUGCUGGUAAUGUAUGUAAGCCAGUAUUUGCCGAAUAGCAUGGUGUUACUUUCGCCAUGCUAAUUUGUGCUGAGUCACUUUCAUGCAUUGUUAGCGAGGUCUACAUUAUAGACUGAAGCAUGGCUUAAAUGAAAAGUCAAGCUCGUCCAAUAGGAGAAGAGCUUUGGAAAGUUAUCAGACUCAACUCCCGCUUUGUGGGGAUAAAGUCCUCUUAAGUUUGUUUUGAGAUGUUGGAAGGUGGAUUGAUGUGGGUUGGAAAGUGUUUUAGCUGCAGGUUGUGUGAACGAUGCGUCGAAACGGCACUUAUUUAUGGUUCGGAGUUUAUUUGUGGGUCUGAGUUGCUCGAAAAACUAAUUAUCACGACUGUGUCUUAUGUUUUCUUGGGACAAUCACAAAAACACCUCUCCCCUCUUUCUCACCCUCACCAUGUUCGAAUGAGUUACAUAUCGAGGUUUUGAGAUUAUAACAUUUUUUUAUUUUGAUUUUUUUUAACAUAUUUUUUCCAUCAAGGUUGUGGCAAUGUUUGCAAAUGUAUGUAUCAAUGUAUUUUUUGAAAGCAACCUUAAUCCUGUAAGUAUCUGUGGUGAUGGUUGUGAUGUCUAUUGUUAAUAUUUACUGCAGAAUGCACUGUUAUUUUGGGCAAAUGACUUAUGAUGACUCCAUUAAAAUGCAGAAGUCAGUA
Molecule: messenger RNA, 8032 nt
Organism: Pygocentrus nattereri (red-bellied piranha)
Lineage: Eukaryota; Metazoa; Chordata; Actinopteri; Characiformes; Serrasalmidae
Gene: cc2d1a
Product: coiled-coil and C2 domain containing 1A
Exons: 29
Coding region: 158-3169 (1003 amino acids)
Biological process (GO): regulation of transcription by RNA polymerase II
Cellular component (GO): nucleus
Molecular function (GO): DNA-binding transcription repressor activity, RNA polymerase II-specific; RNA polymerase II cis-regulatory region sequence-specific DNA binding
Source: RefSeq, a predicted model, not a curated record